Messenger RNA from Trypanosoma cruzi, 987 nucleotides. RefSeq lists its product as uncharacterized. The coding region runs from base 1 to 987 and encodes 328 amino acids. The transcript has a single exon. NCBI's taxonomy places the organism in Eukaryota, Euglenozoa, Kinetoplastea, Trypanosomatida, Trypanosomatidae. The record is from RefSeq and is a predicted model, not a curated record.
AUGGGGGUUUUAGAAGGUGAGAAACGCUUGUGGAGGAGGCCAUGCAUUGUUUCGUCUGGAGUUGUGCCUGUAUAUGUCGUCGCUGUGCGUGUGAGUCGAGCCACGCUUCAAUCCAUUGCUUCUGUACGGCUUGCUGGGUCUUUCUCACAUUUGUUAUUUGGGGAAAUGAUUGCUUCUAACGCGGCGUUGAGUGGACGCGCGCAGGUGGAGGCGUUUCUGUUUGUGAUUUCGCGUGCCUCACUCUCUUCACCUCGGCUUUUGGUGCGCACGAUUGAGAGGCUUGCCCGGCUUAUUGCUUCGUGCACGCCGGGGCGUGUAGGCAGUACGUCAAAUGCCACCUCGUGGUUAGCAAAACAGUCCCUUUUGAUGCAAUUUAAAACGAUUGGCCUCCACGGAAGCGCAGUCUCUGCCAUCUCCGCCACCGCGGUUCAGAUUGGGUUCCACGGCUGCAUUCUUCUUAAGCACUCCUUCACGGACCCUGAGAUUGCGGCGCAGCAGUUUUCCUACGACGUCGUGACGGCCCUUUCUUCGGGCGCCGCCUCGCUUGUGGGUGGCAGCUGCGGAGCCGUUCUUGGCGCUCUGGUAGUCCCCGGCGUGGGGACGGCGUUGGGCUCCUUCAUUGGCUCCUUUGGGGGCGGUUACUUGCCGUUUUUAUUGCGCCGCAACGGACCGGAGGCGAGGCGGGAGCGGCGGAGAAAAGCCACGGCGGAGUACCGCGACUUUGAAAGGGCGCUGGAGGUCGUUGAGGACGAGGAGGCCGACUGGCUGAUUCUCAUGGACUGCGAGGGAGAGGCGGACUCCAUGUCGUUUGAUCGAAUGAUGGGCGACGACGCGGAGUGGCUGAUGGAACUCCCCACCGUCACCAACGGCGGCAGUUCGCACUGCGAGCAGCGCGAAGACCCACGAGACGAGCGGCAGGAGCUGGGCGCGGUGGCAAACGACAGCGACGAGUUUGUGGAUUUUGUCGAUGUCGGUGCACUCGAAUAA